AUGGGCAGUGUGUACACGCGCGUGCAAAACCUGUCGUCGCUGCGCCCCGGGGACCACAUUUGCAUCUGGGACUACAGCCACUGGCCCUUCUCGUACCAGCACCACGGGAUCAUUUACGCCGCAGGCCCUGCGCUCGCCACUCUCCGCGUGUGCCACGUCUGGAGCCCUCUGCAGAGCUUCCGCGAAGCUCAGGCCGACUCGUGUUUCUGCCUCUCGACACUCGAAGAGUUCCUUCACCACCGCAGUCUUCAGGAUCUCCGACGCGUCGAGUACCACACGUCGGCAGUCCGCAACUUUUGCGCCAAGUGGGGCGAAGUCCACCGCGCAAAGUCGGACCUGCCGCAAGUCGUACUCGCCCGGUGCACGUUCCUCCUCGGACUCGGCAAAGGCGACUUUAACCUCUGGACGCAGAACUGCGAGCACGCAGCCCACUGGUGCAAGACGGGGCACCAGUGGUCCAAACAGCUUUUGACCCGCGCAGGCGGUCGCGUGCCGUUUGAAAAGCACCUGACGGCCGAAGCCGUUGAGGCGCUCGAGCACGAAAUCGCAGCGAUCAAAGCCGUUGCACGCACAGUGGUUGCCACAGUCCUGCAGCUCUCGGGUUCCCAAGUCUAUCUCCGAAGUGGAAAUGGUCAUCCCGAAUUCCACCGGUACGCCCGAAUUUCGGACGACGGGGGCCACGUUGCACUUGCAGUGGCGUCAAAGGACGUCGAACGCACUGCAUUUCGACUCGAGUGCGAUGCGAAAGCGUACAACUGCGUCAAAGUAUCGCUUCGCCACGACGCGUCGAAUCGGUACCUCUUUAGCCGCUCGACGUUCUCGUGUGUGCGGGACGUGCGCAUGAAACGCGCCCACUGUCUUCGGGGCACGUCGGGUAUGCGGUGGGAGUACGCCGUCAGCAGUGGCGGGUACCUCACGAGCAUGAACCAGCACCGGCGGUACAUUGGCGUGCGCGCGGAUGGGGUACUCGUUGACGUGGGCUGCCGCGAAAACGCACUGAGCUUUGAGUUUGUGCCGUGCCGUGCCGUAAGCGAUGCGAUAGCGACCCGCAACGAGUCAAACAAACUGCCAUUGCCGGACCCGACGCUCGUCGAACGGUGUUGCGACCACAAGAAGAACGUUGAGGAGAUGCGGUCGCAGAGCCGACUCGAGCUGGAAGACGAGCGACGUGGCCUUAUUGCGGUCAAUUCGUUGUUGUGA
Molecule: messenger RNA, 1200 nt
Organism: Hyaloperonospora brassicae
Lineage: Eukaryota; Oomycota; Peronosporomycetes; Peronosporales; Peronosporaceae
Source: the annotation of a GenBank genome assembly